This is a messenger RNA of Falco peregrinus (peregrine falcon), 16191 nucleotides long. It is a transcript of the gene SHPRH, whose product is annotated as SNF2 histone linker PHD RING helicase. Lineage: Eukaryota; Metazoa; Chordata; Aves; Falconiformes; Falconidae. Gene Ontology annotation, cellular component: nucleosome; nucleus. Gene Ontology annotation, molecular function: ubiquitin protein ligase activity; ATP binding; DNA binding. The coding region runs from base 198 to 5288 and encodes 1696 amino acids. The record is from RefSeq and is a predicted model, not a curated record. The transcript has 30 exons. Gene Ontology annotation, biological process: DNA damage response; protein polyubiquitination; nucleosome assembly.
CCCGCCUACCCCCGCUGCCCGGGAGGCCCCUCAGCCUGUGCCAGCGGCGUCGGCGUCCUGCGCCGCCGGCCCCAGCCCGGCCCCCGCUGCCGCUGCGCGAGGGGGCCCGCCCCGAGCGGGGAAGGAGCCGCGGCCGCCGGGGCGGCCGUAGCAGCGUUACUCCUCCGACUGAAAAUACUGUUGAAGAAAACGACAAAAUGAGUAGUCGUCGAAAACGUGCACCUCCAUCAAAAGUAGAUGAGGAGAAACAGAAAGAGCUCUGCUGGAAUAUGCAUGAAGACCGGAGAAAUGAGGUGAUAACAUUAGAUGAUGAACUGACUGAUGAGGACCACGUUCCAGGUCCAAGCACUUCUUCUGCAUCUUUCAUUGUUAUAGAUGAUGAUAGCAUUGAUGAAGAUCUCAUUCAAAAAGAAGGUAGUGGCUCAAAAUCUGUUAAGUUUUUGACAGUUAAUGAUGAGGAAGACUCUUACUCCAUCUUGACUCCUGUGUCAGUACAGCUAAAUAUUAUAGUCUUGCCAUAUCGUGUAGAUGGGUCCUGGAAAGCUUUGUUGGGAGAAUUUGCUCUUCGUCUUCCUUCUGAGCAAAUUCUGACUGAGGAAUUCCAUGAAAGGAGCUUUACCUUGAUGAGAGGAGACUCUGAUGAUCAGCUACAGGUUUGUGUUCAUGAAAGAAGUGAAGAGGAGUACAGUAAUGAAACAAAAGAAUACCUGGGUGCUUAUGAACAACGUAUUUUGGUGGAGCCAACUUUAAGUGGUGAAAUAUUGGAAGGCUUGAGAUGGCUGCAAAAGAAAAAGAUAAUUGGACUUUAUCAAAGACCUGGAGAGGCUCAGGUUUUAAAGGUUGGAAUUUACCUUCUGGAAGCUGGGCUAAGUAAACCAGAGUUUCUCAGUGAUGGAGGUGGGAGACCCAAGAAAGCUAAUCAGCUGAUCCAAAAACUCAUGGAAAAGUUCUAUAGCUUUUUAAUUCCAGAUGAGCUGGAGGAAGAUGAGGAAGAGUCUGACAUGGAACUAGAGCGACAAAAUAUUGAAGAGCUUUAUGACUUUGUAAGGCAUACCCAUCAGCAGGAUAUCGACUUACUGAGAGAGGAUGUGCAGCAUCCUGCAUUAAUUCCUAUUCUGAGGCCAUACCAAAGUGAGGCUGUGAACUGGAUGCUUCGCCGAGAGAACCUUGCAAGCACUCCGAGCAGUGAAAAUGGACUGCACUUCUUAUGGCGGGAGGUCAUCACUCUGGAUGGAGUAAAAAUCUACUAUAAUCCAUUUACAGGCUGUAUUAUCCGUGAGUAUCCAAUUGCUGGACCCCAGUGGCCUGGAGGUAUUUUAGCAGAUGAGAUGGGUCUUGGAAAAACAGUAGAAGUGUUGGCUCUUAUUCUGACUCAUACUGGACCAGACAUUAAACAAGAUGAUCUGAUGUUACCUGAGGGUAAGCUCGUGAACUUCUUUGUUCCACCUCAACCUUCGGAAGGAAAUAAAAAGAAAAAACCAAAGGAAAUGGAGCUUAAAUUGAAGGAAAAAAUACAAUAUCCUAGCUUACGAGUGAUGAUACUAGCAGCUGUCAAGGAAAUGAAUGUGAAGAAAGGAGCAUCCAUUAUUGCAAUAUUUAAGUACAUCAGUGCUAUAUAUCGGUAUGACAUACAGAGAAAUAGACGGCUUCUCAAAAGGACUCUAGAAAAACUAAUAGCAGAACGAGUAGUAGAGCAAGUCAAAGGACAUGGUCUGGCUGGGUCUUUCAGGCUGGGAAAGAAUUACAAGGAACAGAAGAAGCGAGAGAGAACCAAAGAGCAGAUAGCAAGGUCUUCAGAAAGUGUUCAGAAGAAGCAGCUGAUUGAUGCUAAAACUCAAACCAAAGAAUCAAGAAAUAGUAAUGUCACUUCUGAAAAUGUCAUUAAAAUCCCUUCGCGGGUGGAUAUCACCAUGGAAGAACAUGAUUAUUGUACAACUAGCAAAAAUAACAGGAAAUUUGAAGCAGAUCGUGAGAACUCUGUAAAAGAGAAUAAUGUGCAGCAGGAAGCUGUGGUCCCAAAGUCUCCUGAUUUGCAAGGCAGCCUCCUUGUCUCCAGUGAUGUGAGCAGUCAUCCUGAUUUUGAUGUUUCAAAAACUACAGCUGAUGUCCAGCAGGAAAUUCCAAAGGACCAAUCCUCACAUUCCCAAGAACAUGCCAGCGGUAACAUACAACAUAGCAGUUCUGUAUUUCCAUUUAACACCUCUGAAUACCGAUUUGAAUGCAUCUGUGGUGAGCUUGGGUUGGCUGACUAUAAAGCUCGUGUGCAGUGCCUGAAAUGUUACUUAUGGCAGCAUGCGGAAUGUGUAAACUACAAAGAGGAAAACCUGAAGAUCAAGCCCUUCUACUGUCCCCAUUGCCUUGUGGCAAUGAAACCUGUUUCCACAGGAGCAACUCUGAUCAUUUCUCCAAGUUCUAUUUGUCAUCAGUGGGUAGAUGAGAUCAACAGGCAUGUAAGAUCAUCUUCUCUUCGAGUUCUGGUGUAUCAAGGCGUGAAGAAGCAUGGCUUUUUGCAGCCACACAUGUUGGCAGAGCAGGAGGUAGUUAUCACCACAUAUGAUGUCCUCCGCACUGAACUGAACUAUGUAGAUAUACCCCACAGUAACAGUGAAGAUGGGCGCCGUUUCCGCAACCAGAAGCGGUACAUGGCCAUUCCCAGCCCCUUGGUAGCAGUGGAGUGGUGGAGGAUCUGCCUUGAUGAAGCACAAAUGGUUGAAUGCACUACUGCAAAGGCUGCUGAAAUGGCACUCCGCUUAAGUGGAAUCAAUCGCUGGUGUGUCAGUGGCACUCCUGUGCAGCGAGGAUUAGAAGAUCUGUAUGGAUUAGUCCUUUUUCUUGGAGUUGAUCCUUACUGGGUCAAACAUUGGUGGGACCAGCUUUUAUAUCGACCUUAUUGUAGGAAAAAUCCCCGGCCUCUCUACAGUCUAAUUGCCAAAAUAAUGUGGAGAUCAGCAAAGAAGGAUGUGAUUGACCAAAUUCAAAUCCCUCCUCAGACAGAAAAUGUACACUGGCUUCACUUUUCUCCUGUGGAGAGACACUUCUAUCAUCGCCAGCACGAGGUGUGCUGCCAGGAUGCAUUGGCAAAACUCAGGAAGAUUUCAGACUGGACUCUUAAGCUUAGUAGCCUAGAUAGAAGGACUGUGACUUCUAUUCUGUACCCUUUGCUGCGGCUGAGGCAGGCCUGCUGUCAUCCACAAGCUGUUCGGGGAGAGUUCUUGCCAUUACAGAAAAGCACCAUGACCAUGGAGGAACUGUUAACAUCUCUACAGAAGAAAUGUCGAACAGAGUGCGAGGAAGCUCACCGACAACUGGUGUGUGCUCUAAAUGGCUUAGCUGGCAUCCAUAUCAUUAAAGGAGAAUAUGCAUUGGCUGCAGAGCUGUACAGAGAAGUUUUACGAUCAUCUGAAGAGCACAAAGAAAAGCUCAAAACAGAUUCCUUGCAAAGACUUCAUUCUACACACAAUUUGAUGGAAUUGUUGGCAAAGCACCCAGGAAUUCCCCCAACUUUGCGUGACAGCCGACUUGCAGAAGAGGCAGAACAGCUCCGACAGCAUUAUAUGAGUAAAUCCAAUGCGGAAGUUGCAGAAGCCCAUCAGGCCUUACAACCAGUUCUUCAGACCAUUCGGGAGCUCCAGAGAAAGAUACAUUCAGGUUCUCCUUGGUGGUUGGAUGUCAUCCAGACAGCAAUACAGUAUGCCAUCGAUGAGGAGCUUGUUCAACGUGUGCAAAAUGAAAUAACCAUCAACUACAAACAGCAGACUAAUAAACUCUCCAUGGCAGAGAAAUUCCGUGAUUGCAGAGGCCUUCAAUACCUGCUCACAACCCAGUUGGAAGAAGUGAAGAAGUUCCAGAAGAUUGUAAGAGAAGCAGUGAAAAACUUAGAAGGCCCUCCCUCUAAGCAGGUUAUUGAGGCUGCCACUAUCUGCCAUUUGCGACCUGUUAGACUUCCACUUAACAACUGUGUCUUUUGUAAGGCUGAUGAGUUGUUCACAGAAUAUGAGUCGAAGCUCUUUUCUCAUACUGUUAAAGGCCAAAUGGCAAUAUUUGAGGAGAUGAUAGAAGAUGAAGAAGGGCUCGUUGAUGACCGUUUGCCCACCACAAGUAGAGGUCUGUGGGCGACCAGUGAAACUGAACGUGCCUUGAAAGCUCUUCUCUCCUUUGCCAAAGCUCACCGAAUGGAUAUCAAGCUAACUGAAGAAGGCAGCAUAUUUCUGGAACUGUAUGAAGCAUGGAAAAAGGAAUAUAAGUUACUUCAUGAAUAUUGGAUGGUGCUUAGGGAUCAUGUGUCUGCCAUUGAUGAACUGGCAAUGGCUACAGAACGGCUGAGAGUGCGUCAUCCUGAUGAACCAAAACCAAAUCCACCAGUUCUCCACAUCAUAGAACCACAUGAGGUAGAGCAAAAUCGAGUGAAACUUUUGAAUGACAAGGCAGUUGCCAAAUCACAGCUUCAAAAGAAACUAGGACAACUUCUGUAUCUCACCAAUCUGGAGAAAUCUCAGGAUAAAACUACUGGGGGAGUUAACCCAGAGCCGUGUCCAAUCUGUGCACGUCAGCUGGGAAAACAGUGGGCAGUGCUGACAUGCGGACAUUGUUUUUGUAAUGAGUGUAUAGCUAUCAUCAUAGAACAGUACAGCGUUGGCACCCGCCGGAGCUCAAUUAAAUGUGCCAUUUGCAGGCAGACAACAUCUCAUAAAGAAAUAUCUUACGUCUUCACUGCAGAAUCUGCAAAUCAGGAGGAUGAUAUUCCUGUAAAGGGAAGUCAUUCCACAAAAGUGGAAGCUGUGGUCCGAACGCUGAAGAGAAUUCAAUUUAAGGAUCCAGGGGCUAAAUCCUUAGUUUUCUCAACGUGGCAAGAUGUGUUGGACAUAAUUUCAAAAGCUUUAUAUGACAACAACAUGAUUUUUUCUCAGAUCAAUGGAAUCAGUAAAUUUCAGGAAAAUCUCUCUGCAUUUAAAUAUGAUCCCAACAUCAACAUUUUGUUGCUGCCUCUUCACACGGGUUCCAAUGGACUAAACAUCAUCGAGGCAACUCACGUUCUGCUUGUGGAACCCAUUCUGAAUCCUGCACAUGAGCUACAGGCUAUUGGCAGAGUACAUCGUAUUGGUCAAACAAAGUCUACCAUUGUUCAUAGGUUCCUGAUAAAAGCAACAAUAGAAGAGAGAAUGCAGGCUAUGCUGAAAACUGUAGAUCGAAGCCACACGAGCUCUUCCAUGAAACAGUCAGAAGCCUCAGUUCUGACAGUGGCAGAUUUGGCUGACCUUUUUACAGAGGAAACUGAAGAACUUGAGUAAAAACAUUGGUUUGGCCUAAUGAAAUCAGAAAGUACCUGACGUAAUAAGCACUGGUAUAUAAUCCGCUUGAUCUGUUACUCCUGUAAACAUCAUAUAACAUUUGUCCAUAACAGAGCUAUUGGAAACUGAAGUCUUAAUUGUUACUAUUUUAUUCUGUGGUGAAGUUCUUAGCAGCACAUACUUCUGAUAGCACUGGAGAAAACUUGCACUUUGCACAUUAUACGAAAACAUGGAUUUUAUUCCCAAAGAGCAUUUGAGCUGGAUGCUAAAACUGAGAUCCUGGACCCUUGGUUGAGAGGAUUUUUACCAUCAGGUUUGACUGGCUAGUAGCUCAGUCUGAGAGCAAAACUAUGUGGGUGGUUGGGUGGGAAAGGGAAGCAGAUAAACACAAAUCUAAUUUUUUUUACUGUACAAAGAAUUGUUAGAAAGAAUGACUGUAAAUUAAUAUUCUUCUAGAAAGGGCUUGUUAGCUUUUAAUGCAGAGUUACUGCACGUCUUAUUGGUAACACUUUAAAUAAUCUUUACUAAUAAUUUGGAUAUUUGUAUUAGGCUUUUAGAUAUUCAGAAAGACUUGUGACAGUUAAAAAAUCGUUGUUAAUGCUUACUCACUGCAAAAUUAUGAUAAUUAAAUUAUGCUUUUUGUAUGUGUGUUGGUCUGGUAAUCAGUUAAAUACUUGAACUUACUGUACGUGUUUUCACUUAUUCCUGAAGCCAUGACUAAUUUGGUACUUUGUUUAGAAAAAAAUAAAUAAUGCUUUUGUUACAGAAUUUUUCAAAAUUUAAUUGGUUAAGCUGCUGAUCACUUUAUUUGGUAUAUACAUUUGCUCACCCUGAUUUUUUUUCUGUAGGUCUCCCCUUUAAAGGUGCAGCAAUUCACAUAUUCAAAAUAGAUAAAAUUAAGAUAGGUGGUCUAAUUAUUAGGUACAUAAUCCAAGUUAGAUAAUCAGUGAAGAGAGGUGAAACUUCAUCCUUAGGUAUGUGAGAUCACUCUACCCUAUCUCUAUUGACAGUAGAGAGUUUAGAAAACAAAUCCAAGCUAACUUUUAGGCUGCUGAAAGUAGAUACGUUUUAAGCCUUUGGCAUAAAUUGUGGGUAUACAUUUACACAACAUCAUUUCUGAAAGUAUUACAGAAGCAAGCUCGGUUACACAGUAGAUGUUAAACACAGUUUUGUAUUUAGAGACUGGGCAAAUGUGUAUGCAUAAGCAACAGGCUACUUCCCGCAAAUCACAAUAUUUACUGUUUCAGUACACGAUGGUUUUUCUAUAUUUUAGAAAUCUUACUUGGGGUUGAAAUUGAGACCUUUGAGAAAUCUCAUCUUGGAAUUUGUAAUAGUCUUCUAAAUAGAUUUGCCAUAUAGUUACUGAGCUUCUUGAGUUCUGUUUUCAGUCAUACUACAUUUGAGUUGCACUGUUGUGUAUUAAGCCUAUCCACGUGACAGACAGGGUUUCCGCUGGUAACAACAAAUGUGUGUAGAAUUUACAAGAAAAAUAUUGUGGCUUUUUUGGCAUUUAUAGUCUGUUGUCUUUCUGAACUGAUUAGAUACUUUGUUCUAAUGACUAUUUGAGUAAAUUUACAGACAAUGUAUCUUUAUUUCCCAUAUUUGUAAAAGGUAUUAGUAUUAUCUAUAUGUUUUGGUUUGGAGAUUACUGGUUUUUUGCAGAUUACAGUUUGAAGCAAGGGAAAUAGAAUAGAUACUAGACUUUUUUAAAAUUAGAUUGAUCAAACACAGACUGUGGCAUCUCCAUCCUUGGAUGUAUUGGGAACUCAAAUGACCCUGAGCAACUUGAUCCAGCUUCAAAUUUGGCCCUGCUACGAGUGGUGUGUUGGACCAGAUGACCUCUCCAUGGAUCUGUUCCAGCCUAAAUUAUUGUACAGUGUACUGGAGAUCACGCUGUACAGACACUCCAGGAACUCUGAGGGCAGCAACAUUCCAGUUCCUCAUCGUCCUCAGUGAAUUUUAAUAUUGUACAAUGUAAUGUGGCUGAACAAGGAGCUGCUGUUUACUCUGAGAACUGUGGAAGCACAUAAACUGUGGAAACAUGUAGUGUUUACAUCCAUAGCUCUCAUUUUAAGUAACUAGAUGUGGGAAUAAUAGUUGUCAGUGAAUGUGAAGAAGAGAGGCAAACUGAAACAUAUCUGCUGAGAGGUUUCCUGAGCUCUGCUAGGUUUUGGAUUAUUUAUAUAAGGACAAUGGCAUCAUUGUUUGUUUACAAAAAUGUGGCUUUUGGAUUCCUAACCAAAAGCAUAGCUUCUCAUCAAGCAAUGCAUGUUCCUUUACUCCUGACUUCUUUAUUUUAUGCUCACAUAACGGCACGGAAUGCCAAAGAUCUGGUUCUAGGCGCACUCCCAACUGCCCUGGAGUGCCAGUACCUAAAGCUCUGGAGGUAUAAUCUUAAAAUGUGUAUACUAAUUGUGUUAAAGCACCUUGUGAAAUUGGAAGGUUGAACCAUCGGCGUAUAUAGCCUGUGUCAGUAGUAAAAUGGAUUCUUCAAGUUGCACAUAAUACUAAGUACAGAGACUAAAUUUAAAGAAUUACCUUGAAAAAGAAACCAAACUGUAAUCUACUGCUUUUUGCCAUUCUCUGCAACAUUUUCUUUGACACCUUGUGAGGUAAACUUUUUUCCUUUACUCCCCCGUCCGCCCCCUUGCUAAGGGUGCAGCUUGUACGUCUGCAGUUUUUCUCUUACCAAAGCACAGUGAGACGGUUUUCAUGGUGCUGCCAUGAUUUUGCUGUCUCAGGAGAACACUCUUUUGAAAGACAGUAUCUUAGCUGAGAACAAACUUUGUUCUAUCAUAAUAGUUCCAGUAUAUUCAUGGAAAUGGUGUUUUCUACAGAAGACACAAAUCUAUAAAUACUGACUACAGUGUUUACAUAACUAUUGUGUGGACAUACCCACAGGCACGUACCAGAUUCUCAUGUGUUCUCCUGCUAAAACAUGGAAACACGAUCGAAUUGACAGUAUUGCUUACCCAGUGAAGUCAAUCCCUUUAAAAAUGAGGCUCCAACGGAUCCCAAAGAACUCAGUGCUGACCUUUCAUCUCUUUCAGUUCCCUGACAAAUAAUUUUGGGAGGUUUUUGGCUGUAGUUGGUGAGGAUUUCAGGACAGGUUUUUCUCCCUGUAUGUAAGUUCAGUGCCUUAUAGAACCGAGCCGUCCUCUUACUUGGGUAUCUGUAAAAGCUUGAUGCAAGUAGUAGACUUCCUCGAACUAUACGAUAUGAAUGGGUUGGAAACUAAGGAGUAGAUACCCUUGUGGUGUUAAAUUGAGCUCUGUGAAUUUCACUGUUGAUCUUUAAAUGAGUUUGUAAGGUUCUCAUCUGUUCCUGGCAUAGACUGAUUUAGAAAGCAUUUUGUCUUAACCUGUCAGGUAAUGUUUUAGCAUACUACUGAAAGUCCAGGAUGCACUAUAGUUUUCACGCAUGUUGGAUACUACAAAAGAAUAUUUACCUCAGUCUUUUCAUGCAUAUUAAGGAAUGGACAUAAGAGUCAAUGCAUUUUGUUAGAUAGGUCUUCCAAAACCACUUUUCUGCCAAUACCUGCAGAUGGAUUCAAGUUGUCUCCCAGCAGACAACCCUCUACUUCAAAAGCAACUGUGCUUCAAUACAAAUGUGACUGGGAUCCGACAGAAGAAAAAAUGCGUAGUUGUUUCUGGGUAAAACCAUAAUUAGACACACUUCCUCCUGUAAGAUUCUGUCUGGAUUCAUGGCUGAGGACCAGUUUAUGGUCUUUCUGACACAAACGGUGCUGUCCUCUUUCCAUCUGUUUUUGCAAUCCUUAUGUUAUAUUUUCCAGGAGUCCCAGAAUUAUUCAUUUAAUUAGCAAUUACGCUUCAGGUAAAUCAGAGGGGAAAAAGUCUGUAUUGGUCAAUCUUGGCAUUGACCAAUGUAAGAAAAACUAAUCUUGAAAUUUAUUGCUCCCCCAAGGUAAGGAAUUAGAUGGGUUUCUAAAGGAAAAUCUGGGGUUUUUUUCUAGCUAUGAAUGGAGCCUGUUGCUGAAGUUAAGCUUCGGAAGACUUACUGCUUUAAAACUGUGAUAAGCUUUUCUAUAGACUUAAAGGCUAUUUGCAAAACCACUGUGCCUGCACUUUUCUUCCUUUUUUUUUGGUUGACUGACACAAGUAUAAUCUUGUAAAGACCUUAUACUAUAAAUGUGGGUUGUAGGUUAAAGGAAUUUCAUAACAGCGGAAAAAGGAGGUCCAAGACAUCCCUCUCUCUCCCCUGUCUGUCUGUCUCCCUUCCUCCAUGUUUGUCAUCACACCCCCUACACCCCCCCACCCCAACCUUGCUCAGUUUGUUACAAAGAAUGUUUGUGUUUGGUCAGUGGAAGUACAGUAAAAGAGUCUUAAUCCAUCAAAUGGCUACAGCAACACUAGCUUAUUGUGUCAGAGGGAAAGUGUCAGGGGUAAAGGAAACUUUAACUUGGUACAAAUUCUUUUUAGUACUUGUAAUGUCUUCAUGCGGGUCUGUUGUUCACCACUGCAGAAGCAAAUGUUGAAUUUCACUCUAGUAACUUAUGUUUCUGGUUUUAUAUUUUACAGCUGACGUAUAUAAAGGACCUGGUAAAGUAAGCCUCACUGAUUGCUCAGUAAUUAGAAGUUUUUUAGUUUUAAAGUCUAUAGGUUUUGGGUUCCUAAAGUACACCCGAACCACUGUCGCAAGUCCCAGUGCAUCCACUGUCUUCUCUUCAGAGGAGAAGGAAAGAAUAGGUAACUACUGAAUCACUGCAGGAUUGACUUCAAGUCGCAAGUAGUCAUUCUAGGUACUCUGCAGUCAUACACCAUGUAAAGAGCACAGUUAGUUGAACUUGUAGCUUUCAAAUGUAGUUAAGGAACGAAGUCAUCUUGCGGGGGGGAGGUAAAUGACGUAGGGUUUCUAAAUACUUGAGUAAUUCUACUUAGAAAAUUGGGAUGUGAGGUACCCAUAAACCUCUGGCUCAAUUUCCUUCUGCAUACAAGAUGUCAGCCAUCCAGGGCUUAAAUUCCAAGUCCCUUUGUUUUGUGUAUUUAUAGAUUUCAUACAAGCAAGUGCCCAGCCCUCUUCAUUCAACUGGACACAUACUAAAUUUUAUCAGUUUAUAGCAACAGAUGUCGUUAUUUCUAUGGUGUAACAUCUCUUGGUUUGAUAACAACUUCCGUAUCGGGUAGAAACUACCUUUCCAAAUUCCACCAAGUGCAAUGUCUGACUGCUGACAGGGUGCCCCAAAGUGUAAGUUGUUAGUGUAGCCUGGCUUGGAUAGUUGUGGGGGGGUUAUUAUGCUAUUCUUCCUAUCCUGUGGGGGCUAGUGAGCUAGCUGGAUUCAUGCUACGUUGCCAUGAAUUGCCCCCUCUUUAGGCUAACAGGUUAUCAUCCUACAUCAAACAAGUUUUGCUGAUGAAUCUAGGCUUUUUCUUGACUGUGUCAUUUGGUUAAGGAAGAAAAUCUAGACUGCCUGUCUUGUUACCCUGGCAGAGUUUUGUCCUAAUCACUCUUGGAGACCCCUGAGAUGGAGGACCACAAGUGUGGAAACAGUGACUUUCCAUUUGUGGAUGCUGAUAUUGUAAAGGAUCAGCUCAAUGUUCACAAGCCCAUGGGGCCUGCUGGGAUUCAUCCCAGAGUUCGGAAGAAGCUGGUAGAUAAUUCUGGCAGGACACUUCUCGAUCAUCUACCAAAGGCCUUGGGAGUCUGGGGAGGUCCCUGCUGACCGGAGGCUAGCCAGUGUUAUUCCAGUUUACAAGAAGGACCCAGUAAAAUACAGACAUCUUGGUCUAACCUCAGUUCCUGGAAAAAAUUACAGAGAUAAUACCAAAUACUAUUGAUAGUAAUUUACAAAAUAAUGCAAUCAUCAGGCAGUCAGCAUGGGUUCACAAAGGGAGAGUCCUGCUUGAUUUUAUAUUCUUCCGUGAUAAGGUCACCCACCUAGUGGAUGAAGGGAAGGUGGUGGAUGUAUUUUAUUCUGGAUUUUAGUAAGGCUUUUGAUACUGUCCCAAACAGCAUCCUUCUGGACAAGUUGUCCGGCUGUGGUGACACAGGUCAAGGUGGACCGAAAAAACCACUAUGUCUGUGUGGCAGGGUUUGGACAAAAUGGCCUUUAUUGUUUAUACAAAUUAUUUAUAUAUCUUAGACAGUACGCUGGGAACAAGUAUGAACUGGGAGAGUGGCUGGAGAGCAGCCCUGCAGAAAGGGAUCUGGGGGUGCUGGUGGACAGCAGGUUCAGUGUGAGCCAGCCAAGAGGGCAAACUGCAUCCUGGGGGCAACAAACACAGCAGAACCAGCUGGUCAAGAGAGGCAGUUAUCCCCCCCGUGUUCAGUGGUGGUGCAGCCUCACCUUGAGCACUGUGCGCAGUUCUGGGCCCCACAGGUAAAGAAGGAUGUGAAGGUCCUUGAAUGUGUCCAGAGGGCAACAGAGCUGGUGAAAGGGUGGAAAGGAUGUCCUAGGAGGGGCAGCUAAGGACUUUGGGCUUGUCUAGACUGGAGAAAAGGAGGCCAAGGGGUGACCUCAUAGCUUUCUGCAGCUGCCCGAUGAGGGGAAGCGGAAAGGGAGCUGCCCAUCUCUUCUCCCUGGUAUCCAGUGAUAGGAUGUGUGGGAAUGGUUCAGAGCUGCACCAGGGGAGGUUAAGGCUGGACUUGAGAAGCAUUUCUUUACGGAGAGGGUGGUCAAACGCUGGAACAGGCUUCCAGAGAGGCGUUCUGUGCCCCAGGCCUGUCAGUGUUUAAGGCAUUUGGGUAAUGCCCUUAACAACGUGCUUUAAUGUUUGGUCAGCCCUGAAUUGCUUAGGCAGUUGGACUAGAUGGCUGUCAUAGGUCCCUUCCAACUGAAAUAUUCUGUAUGAAAACUGCACUUAAAAUGCCAAGGUGCAUUCAACCAUUUUUAAUGGCUUGUUUUGCUCUAAUAAAGUGUAUGUAUAUAUUCAUAUGUGUAUUCAGCAUGUUAUGUUGGAUAGCCAAAUAAUUACUAUUAAAAUAUAUGAAUAUAAUAUAAUAUUAAAUAAUAAAAAUUAAAUAAUUAAAUACAAAAUAAAAAUAUAUAAUAUGAAUAUAAAAUAUAUAAAAAUAUAGGGCCACUGCUCUGCUAGGUGCUUCAUAACGCAUUUAUAAAAACUCAGCUUUAAGGUACAUUGAUAAGAUAGGGAAUACAUUUUAUAAAGAACAGACAAAGCCAUUAUAUUUAAUAUAUUUAUUUCUCAUUCUCCCACCGUGACAUUUUUUUGUUUUCCUUCUUCCCUGUGUGCCAUUGAUUUGGUUUGUAUUCUGUACUGUAGACUUUGAAGCAACACUAGAACAAAUGGUGAGGGAAUAGAGGACACACUUGACUGAAGUGGUGAGCACCUGCUUUUACAUCCCCAAACUGGAAGUUUACUUAAGCAAUGUGAAAGUCAGUCAGCCUAAGUCUUUUUUUUUUUUUUUUUUUUUUUCCAUUUGGCAGGGAGGAGUAUUUUUGUGUAACUUCUAUACUAAAUUCUAAACAUUAUCAUAUUGCACUGUGGAAUAAUAAUUCCUGGGAAUGCCUCUGUUUCCCCUUUGGCUACCCAGGUUCUGCAAAUGGGAAAUCUCAAUUGCAAAAACUUUCUGGUUUCCUGUUUGUUUACAUAAAGGCCAUUUCCUGCUCACAGAAUGACAAAUAAUGAUACUAAUUCUUCCUUCCAUGUAUAUUAACACACACUUAUAAGACUAUUCAGUCGCUGUAAGCAGCGGAAUUGGUUUCUAUUCCAGCUUCUCCCAACUUUCUGGAAAGUAAACCUAAGUAGUGCAGGUGUAAACCUAAUAGCUCCUCUCUGCAAUGCUUGCUUUGAUAUGGGGCACUUUUGAAAGCAUAUACGCUAUUCUGCUGCAGAUUAAUAAUACUAAAUAUGAUGAGAUUUUCCGUAGUGUACUGCUGUUCUCUUAUGUGUGCCACCCUCACAGUGCUAACCUUCAAAUACCACAGAGAGCAUGCUGUGUGCCUUGUCCGCACAGGAGGAGGGCCAGCAGCAAGGAAAGGAUGUAUAUGUGUUGUUUCUCUUCUAGUCUUCUACAAAGUCUUAGUAAAGCAAUGUAGGACUGUGGAAAUUAAUACUGUGCUAAGUGCUGCCACCAUUGUUAGGUCUUGAAAGCAGAUCUGAUGAAAAGACACUGUCCUACAGCUCCUCUUACAGAGACAGAAAGCCCAGAGCAUUUCACCACCAGCCAGAAAGAGAUGGAGGGAGUAUCUGCCAAGCCCCGGUGGUCCAUUCAUUGCUGCUGCUCUUGCACAUGCUGCAGUGGAGCUAGAACCUGCGCUAGAUGGAGUUGGAAGAGAUGGGGAGGAAGCCGAGGGGAAAAUUUGAGGAACAAUUGUAAAACCUUCCUCUGAGUGCCCUUCUGCUGAUUUUCCUCAGGAAGGAAUGAGGAAUGAUAGGAGCAAUGAAUAAACAAAGGGUGAAAGAUCCUAAGUGUAAUCUACUCAUUGGAGCUUAAUGUUCAUCUAAAUGCAGCAGCCCAUUUUUGUGUGUUCAUGAUUUGAGAGUAUAGUAAUUUUCUUAUUGAAACCUUGGGGUUUGAAUGUGCAGGGCUUUGCAGUCAUUGAGCAAAUGGGAACAUUAAGAAGUUCUACCCCUGUGAUGUGAUAGGUAUUUUAAUGUGCACUUCAGAAAGUCACAGGACUCCCUAGCCAGAGUUAUGCUGUGGAUUUAUGAAGGAUGACAGUUCAAACUCAUAAGAUAUAAAUUUAUAGACCUCCCCAAAACAAAUUGACAAGUUUUGCUUAAUAAAGGGAAGGUAAUUAAUCACUUCUGCUGAAAUGCACGAGUGUCUCUGAAGGGGCGAGACAGUGGACUUCGUAAUUGCCGCUUGGGAAGUUUUGCACUUCGUGAGCUUCCAUGCCAGCCGAGGGGACGAAGGGCAGUAACCCCACAGCAGUCCCACUGUGCAGGGAAGUGGAGUGCUGAGGCUUGCCAGAGGUUUGAGCCUGCUCUGUCAUAAGAGGACUAUGUCAAAGAUAUUUCUGGGGAAUCUCUCCUUUUGCAUACUUUAAUCAUUGGGCCUCUUGUAAGCAUAGAUUUUCUGUAAAGUUUCUACAAUUCUUAACAUACGCUCCAUUAGCAAACUACCACUGUUCAAAAGGAUUUCUCUGUUUUCCCUGUGGAGCAUGUAUUUAGUUUUUGUUACUCAUGCUUAACAAUGGGGUGGGUGCCUCUAAAUCAUGUACAGCUCUCCUUAAAAGCCUCUGAAGUGGAACUGAAGGAUAUGAAACACCAAGGGGGUAGACACAGGGAACGAAGUGAGGGAGGUUCUACACCUGCCUAGCAAGGGGCACCCUGUGCUGCUGCUGGAGCACGAGAGAGAAACGUGCGAGUCGGGGUACAGGAGGGAGCGGGUCUGGUCCUGUCCUGGUGGCAUCAAUUCUAAAAUAGGUAGAAAAAGCUCUGAGUGGUGUUGGUCUCCACUAACUACACUUUAGGACUCCUAUUGUUGGGCACAGGACUUUUUUUUUUUUUUUUUUGAGGCACUUGGUCCUGUGGAGAGGUUUUAAAGGCCAAAACUAUGACCCUGGACUUAACAAGUCUUGAGGGAUUCUUUCACUUUUCAUUGAACUGAAAACCCCACCUCUUAGUCCCACCAGAGAAAGCAGCUGGAAGGGCAAGGGUACGGGAGGGCUUCCGAGGUGCCCUGACUUGGAACUGCAGAUGGAAGUUUGGUGCUGACUGUGCUUUGCAACCUAUUGUUGCUGGUUUGCUGGCUGCUUCUGCGCCAGUGAUUUCAGCAGAUGAUGCUGAUGUGGGAGAGGGUGAGUUGUGUAUUUUGCUUGAAGAAAAUACCAUCGUUGAUUAUUUAAAUAAGGGUGUUUCCAUGGAGCACCUAUAGCAACACAGAAACCCUGUAAGCCAGGUUCUUAACAUACGCUGCUGCAAUUGGCAGCUUUAAAACUUAACCUGAAAUCAGAAUCCAUCAUAGCUAUGUAAUAACAGAAGACAGUCCUUCCUUGGUGUCAUGCUGAUGUACAGUGGGAUGUGGAAUAAUUUUAGGUGGUACCAAAACAGAAUUUAUUUCAUAACCCUAAUUCAUCCCCUGGAUUAGUUUUCUGCUAUAACUUUGUUGCUUACAAAAGGAUCACUAGAGCCUUUGUAAUAUUUUAAGUCAAAACUGAUACAGAUUUUAAAAUAAAACGGUCAGUUGCCUUAGUGUCAGUGGUGCCAGUUCCUUGUUUAUUCAUGAUGUUAUUUGGUUACUGUAAUAAUGUUAAAUUUAAAAAUAAUUUGCAAAUGAAUCAUGGGAUAGAUCUUUGAAUUAAUUUAGGGGUUUUUCCUCAUAUAUUGUUUUAGUAAUCAAAUUACUAUGAAGUCUGUAAGUUACCCACUUUUUGUUAGAAAAUGCUUUCUUUUAUAUAAAUACAUAUUAACAAAUACUUUGUCAGGUAUUUGCAAGCGAUCUGGUGUCCUGUAAUUUAAUUAUAGAUUUCUGUAUGGAAACAGAAAAUAAUUGAACUGUUCUAGUAACAGAAUAGUGUGACUAAUCAGCUUUUGCAGUGGCAAGUUAAUGAAUUUUAGAAAGCAACCCACAGGAGAGAAAAGAGCAGUUUUCAAUUGUGUUCCAAAACUGAAGUUCCUGGAUGAUAAGCUAAGAAACAGUACUCGGAUUACCUGAUCUAUUUCCUUGCAUUAUAUAGACGCUGUAGCAUCAAUGGAAUAAUUUAUCUAGAAAGUAGCAAAACUAAAUUUUAAUUUGAAAAAUUACCAGGGAUGGAUAAAUGUGCAACUUAAUGCUCUCUUGGUCUCUGAGUACCUUAACAUUCCUGCAAUCGCCUUUCUUUUGUAUUCACAAUUUGCUGUCAGAUUUACAUCCUACUGUCUCUUCAGGUUUGCAGCUUUUUCAGAGUCUUUGUAAACACAGAUUUUUGUCUUGUAUUAUCCUGCUACUGAUAUAAUACUUAUUGUUGUAAUAUUCAUUAAAUAUCCUUUUUUUUUCUGUC